Messenger RNA from Perca flavescens (yellow perch), 1040 nucleotides. Its product is annotated as 46 kDa FK506-binding nuclear protein-like. Bases 13 to 585 code for a protein of 190 amino acids. The transcript is spliced from 8 exons. The record is from RefSeq and is a predicted model, not a curated record. Lineage: Eukaryota; Metazoa; Chordata; Actinopteri; Perciformes; Percidae.
GAGGUCAGCCAAAUGGAGCAGACACCAGUUCCUGACGACCAGCUCUCCACCAUCCCAAAGCAGACUGGGACACACCACCAGGCGGAGGUUCAAUCAAAUGAGUUUGCCAGCGGACCCUCCACCACACCGGCCUCGGAGGAGAGCACAGACGACGACUCAGACGACAGCGCGUCGGGGACGCCGGAGGGUGAUGACCAGUCAGCCUACAGCGCGUCUGAGACGUCCAAUACCGAUGAACAGUCCGAGGAAAGCACGUCUGAGUACCGCAGCAGUUCAGCUGAGGAGGAAUCAGAUCAGGACGCCCAACAAGCUCUUUGGAGUUGCGUUGCCAUGGAUUCAACAGAGACUGGUUCGCCUCCACCGCCACGAACACUUGAGCCACAGGUGCUGGUCUCUGAAGACACACCAUGCAGGACCUUACAGGAGAUGAACAGCAGCAAGUUGGAGGAAGAUGACCAAAAAGCAGUAAAGCAUCCUCUUAAGAUGUCGCUGAAGCCAAGGAGGCUAUAUCGGUACCAUGGCGCUCGCAACCCCCAAUUAACACCAUCACCACAUGGGUCUUCAGUGAUGUGUGGAAUGAUGUGAUCACCGUUGGAAUGCAGGUAGACUUGAAUGGAGUUGGAGCGUUGCUCUGACAUCACCACGUGGCAACGAUAAUCUCACGAGAGCCAAGCGGCCGCAGGUUUGAGACACAGAGAGCGAGUUAUUACAAGAGGAUGGAGAGGGAUGGGGCGUCAACCCACAAGCCCAAAGCAGCCAAGCAAGGGCACAAAUGUCCAAUAUGUGGGCUGGAGUACGCCGACUUAACGAAGCACCUUAAACUAGGUGAACGCGUGGUCAACAGAACUGAAGUGGAACUGCUGUCUAAGCUGGCAAACAGACAAGUUUCACAGCGAGCUUGGAUUGCCCGGUACGUCACUGCGACUCCAGGAAGAUGAACAGGCUGGACAAGCACCUGCUGAAAGUGCAAAAACUGGAGAACAAAAUGGUGACACUGUACGUUCAAAAGGCAAAGGACCGUUACAUUGCGAGAGAACUGG